GCGGUACAAAAUUAGCGAACGAACCACCAAGCGACCAGCCGAAAUCAAAAGCAGGAGCCAAAUCUCCUACGAGUUUCAGAUCGUAUUUUACCGUGAAAACCAGUGAAAAUCCUACGUGAUAAAACACGGACGUGUGGAAUAAGGCGCGGGCAAGUAGCAAAACGUCCAGUUCGAGUAAAGUUCGUCACGGUUCCGAAGUUGUGGUGUCCGAAAGCCAAGCCAGUUUUGGAGGAAAUUGGGCGCACAGCACUACACAGUGAAAUUCACUCGAAGCGGUCGCACAACCGAGAGUAACCUACUAGAGCGACGGAGGCGCCGAUUAGCUUAAACGGUACCCUUUCAAGUAUGGGCAAGGAGAUCGACCCGGCCGACAUUGGUAAGCACCCGGAUCUAAUUCGAAAGGCCCAAGCGGAAAUGACACAAAGCGAUGUUCUGGUGUGUGGCCGGUGCCACAACGUGUUCCACUUCAUCGAACUGUUUAAGGAGCACAAAGAGCAGGAGUGCCGAAAGGAGUCCACCCUGAAGGACUGUCGUGAGACCAAGUCCAAGGUUUGGGCAUUUUUGCUCUGGAAGGCAGCCCAGCUGAACAGCGAUGGAGCAGAAGCCGGUGCCGGCAAUGUUAACUCCUGGAAGCUUUACCAAACCUGGGUUAAGCUGGAGGAAUCGGUGCGGGAGACCUGGAUCGUGGCCGGCCGUACGAUUCAAUCAUUCGCCAGGAUGGGGCAAGGAAAUCUGCAGGAAAUGCCCGUUAAGAUUACAAAAACGAUUAUCGAAAAUGGACCGGAUGAGAAGAAACCAACAAAUCCGGUUUCUACACCCCCGGCAGGGCAACAGAACCGGUUUACACCGAACCGCAAGCCAGACAUAAAAACAACUCCACCUCCCUUGACAACUUCCACACCGAUUAGGUCCGUUACGGAACCGGAAGUGAAGAAAACGCCAAUUUCCACUCAGGUUAAGAAACCGGAAUUGAACGUGGUGAAUAAAGGAGUCGGCAAGCGUUCCGUUGCCAAGCGCACUACACCUGGCAGCGGUGAAGUCGUCGAGGAGGAAGUCGAAAAAAUCCUGGCCAAACGUUUCAAUCCUCGCCGCAAGGAGCACGAAUAUCUGGUCAAGUGGUCCAAGUUUGCCCACGAUCAGAACACCUGGGAGCCGCUGAUUCAUCUACAGACGUGUCAGAGUGUGCUGGAAUACUUCGAGGUACAGCUGGCCAAGCAAAAGGAACAACGGGCGGCGGCUGCGGCCCGUACUCUUCAGCAACAACAGGCGGAAAAAGCUAAAACAUCAUCUGCACCGACAACGUCUGUUGCUGCUGCGACUGCUGUCUCCACGACGAGCUCAUCUGCAUCCACCGGUCCAAUAACCGUCACCCUCACGCCGAGUCCGAAUUUAACCGUCACCGUUACAAAAACGGCUUCCCCAGCACCUACGACUCCGAUGGUGACACAAGCGUUGCCAACUAUCACAACCGUACCGGUAGCGAUGACAUCCCCCCUAGGAGGGAGACCGUCGCGCAAUUCCAAGAUCAAUGCCAUGGACAAAGUCAAACAGUGGGUCGGGAGUAACCCUCUGGCCCAAGCCGGGAGUUCUGGCAACGAAGAUACGUUCGGCAAGCGGAAACUCGACAGCGACUACGAACCCGAGGAAGAAGAGGAAGUAACGAUCAAAAGAGUCAGAGCCGACAGUGCGACUGUGAACCAGGCUUUGGUCAAGGCACAACAGACUGGAAACGUUAAAAUCGUUCCUGUUAGUGCAAAAUCGCCAAUUAAAGUGGUGAACGGGGUCGGUGGAGUAGUUAAAAAAGACGAUGGCAAUGCAGCGGAAGUUAUUGUGAAAACAUUCAAGGAUGGUACCGCGAGCGGAGUGGUUAAAAAACCUGGAUUCACCAGCGCAAAGAAUGUUGCUGGAGAGGCCCAGGUUCAGAUCGUCAACCGUGGAGAGGUGCCGAAACAGGGAGUGUUCAAAGUCAAUGCGAAUACACCAUCUCCACAGCCUUCGCCAGUUGCUACUCAACGACCAACGCCUCCAGGAAUGACCACAACCACGACGACUCGAAUCGUUCGCAAAAAUGUCGGUGGAACUCAGCAACUCGUCAAACAAGUCGUUCGCACCACCGUCCCAAUCCAACAAGCUAUGCAACAACAACAGCAACAACAAUCUAACGUUGCUGUUGUACAGAGACAACCAUUACAGAAAGUAGUCAACAACACCAGCCCAGCCGGUGCGCCAAUUCCCAAAGUCACCACCAACAUUGUCCAACGUAGCUCUCUGUCUCCGAAACUAUCACCAGGACAAACUGCCAGACCGGUAGUCAAUCGCAACAUUAGGAGUGCGCCUGUUGCGAAACCUACGACAUCGGAACAAAAGAUCAACGCGCUCCGCAAGCAAGGCCUGAACGUAGUGAAACGUGUCGUUUCGCCAGCAACACACGUCGAACCGAAACCCGCGAUCGGUAAUCACGAAGAGGAAGAAGACGACGGCAUUCCUGACCCCUUCCCGACCACUUUUUCAAACCCGGCACCCCAGUCUCCUCCGCGAGCCAUGACUCUCUGUCCGGUGACGGGCAAAGUGCUUGGCCAAGCCGAAGGCGAACCCGCUAUCACCCCCGAGGAGGAUAAAUCCAAAGUGAAGAAGCUCCCAAUGCAUCCCCAACAGCAACAGCUGGUGACCCACCAAGAGCAGCAUGACGCUCAACAACAGCAGGAACAGGACACCCAGGUGCAACAGAUUCUCACCAACGAGGAUGGUUCCCCAAUCAUUGUGGCCGGAGAGGACGGCACUCUGUAUCAGGUAGCGGGCAAAAAUGCCGAAGGCCAAACCAUUCUGAUCGCUCAGGGUGCCGACGGGGAGCAACAGUGCGUUCUUGUGGCUUCACAGGAAGGUGAAGGCGAAGAGGGCGCCGGAGGUGUCCUGACGCUGGAUGCGGCCGUCUCGGAAGCGGUCGCCCAGAUCGGUGUUCCACAGGAGGGGCAACAAAUGACCGAGGAGCAAGCUGCCCAGUACAAGAUGCAGGAAGGAGUGGAUCCUAAUCAACAGUUGACGAUUCAAACGGAAGAUUCGCAAGACGGACAAAUUACGGCCGAGGUUGUGCAAGCGGAUCAGCCCUCGCCUGGUGGCACUCGGCGAGUGGUUCUUCUUCUCCCCGAUGGAAGUUUCAUGAUGACUGAGGUAAACGAGGAGCAAUACCAAUCACUGAAUUUGGUAAAUUAGAAGCAGACGAAGCGUAGUGUGGUUCUUACAAUGCUAGCAAGAUAUUUUCUUAUUAGUUUCAUACGUUUUGUAUGCCGCGUCAGACAUACGCAUUAGCAUUAGUUCUACUGUAGUUAUGCGAAGGUUACGUCGUGUGUUGAUUAUGAGUUCUCAAAAGUGAUGAAAAGUCCUUUCCUAAUUAGUGUACAUAUGCUUUGGUAAUAUAGAUUUAAACGAGAAAUUCGCGCUUCUCAAAAUAUUAUACAUAUAUAAAUUGUUUUAUCCUUAGGCUAUAUUACUUAUAUGUUCAAAUAAUGUUAGAAUAUCAGAACUAUUAGACCGUUUAAGCACGUAAAAACUAAUAUAUAGCUGAAAACCGGCAAUGUUUAAAUAUGAAGAAAAUAAGAUCAUUGACCUUAGACCACGUCAGUUACAUUAGAAUAUUUAAUUUACAAGAUAACGUCGAAAAUAGAACAGUGAAUGACAUUGAGUUAA
Armigeres subalbatus is the source of this 3684-nucleotide messenger RNA. RefSeq lists its product as uncharacterized. NCBI's taxonomy places the organism in Eukaryota, Metazoa, Arthropoda, Insecta, Diptera, Culicidae. Bases 346 to 3210 code for a protein of 954 amino acids. The transcript has 7 exons. The record is from RefSeq and is a predicted model, not a curated record.